GGAGCAUGCAUCUACCUACCAUAUUGUAGGUGUCGCUACCCGUCCUCAACAAUUCCUCAUCAACUACAGCACAUUGAGACUCGGACAGGGCGCGGCCGUAUCAUUUCAUCAUCGCCCGCGAUCCAAUCUCUGGUACUGGUUAGCCCAGCAGGACCCUUUCUGCCAGCAAGCCGAGCUCGUACACCACCAACUAUCACAGGUUGCUUGACUUAGCGCGUGCUUGAGCUCAUUCGCCGGUGCCUUUCAGCACCAUCGCUCCUCACUUCAUCAUCCCAUCAUGGCGCCAAUCCCUCGUUUCGCGCCAGCGGCGGCAACGCCCAAUGCAACCGCCGCCUUCUUUGACCAUUCCGAGGCGAAGCGUGUCAACACGGAUGAUGUCAUGAUCCGUGUUCUCGGGAAGCAGUACCCCAACCUCGAGCUCCUCAUCUCGGACCAGUGGUCCGUGGACCUACUGGCCUUUGCGGCUGCUGGUCAUGCGAGCUGCACUGCCGUCGCCGAAGAGAAUGGCGAUGAGAAUCUGCCGUCCACCAUCUCAUUCACACACUACAUGCCGCCGGCGCGUCGCAUGGACGGCAACACUGGCGGUCUGGUCGACCGUCUCGCCUUUGGCAAGUUUGUGUACACGUGGAACAACACAGAGUUCAUCAUGUACUUCAGCACGGGCAGCGACUCAGCAUACCCUCCGUCGAACCGCAACGCCUUCAUUCUCAGCCCAGACCGCAACCAGGCCAACCUCCUCGUCCUAGCCGCUGGUCGGUGGAUGAGCGAUAUCCACGAGCAGGUGUGGGUAUUUGACCAGGGCUACUGGGAGAAGGACAGCGAGCUGUUCCGGAGCUUCAUCAAGGCGUCGUGGGACGACGUCAUCCUCGAUCCCGCCAUGAAGAAGGCCAUCAUCGACGACCACAACUCCUUCUUCGACUCCCGCGAGACCUACGCCAAACUCAUGGUGCCCUGGAAGCGCGGCAUCAUCUACUACGGCCCGCCGGGCAACGGCAAGACCAUCUCGGUCAAGGCGACCAUGCGCAUGCUCUACGAGCGCAAGCCCAUCGUCAACACCCUCUACGUGAGGAGCCUGGUCUCUUACCGGGGACCUGAGUUCUCUAUCCAACAGGUCUUUGCCAAGGCGCGCGAGUUCGCGCCCUGCUACCUGGUCCUCGAGGACCUGGACACCAUCAUUACCCCGGCCAUCCGCAGCUACUUCCUGAACGAGGUCGACGGGCUGAAGAACAACGACGGCAUCUUCAUGAUUGGCAGCACCAACCAUCUGGAUCGGCUGGACCCAGGCAUUUCUAAACGACCCUCCCGCUUUGACAGGAAGUACCUCUUCCCGGACCCUAGCCUCGAGCAGCGUGUGGCCUACUGCAAGUUCUGGCAGCGCAAGCUGCAUGAGAACAAGGACAUCGCCUUCCCGGACAAGCUGUGCGACGCCAUCGCCGAGAUCACCGACGACUUCAGCUUCGCGUACAUGCAGGAGGCCUUUGUGGCGGCGCUGCUCGCGCUCGCGCGCAAGCGGGCGGACAACCCGCCGUCGCCGCCCUCCGACGGCAACGGCGACGGCGACGGCGAAGGGGUUACAGAACUGGAGUCGCGGCUCCGCAGAGCCCGCCUCGCGCCACGAGUAGCCGCCAAGGCGCGUGCGGGUGGUGUUGUGGACGAGGCCGGUGAUGACGAGGGCUGGAUGAGUGUCUGCGCGAGCGACGCUGACCAGGACCUCGACGAGCUCGAGCUGUGGGUCGAGAUCAAGAAGCAGAUUGAGAUUCUUAGAGAGGGCAUGGACAAGGAGAACUGAACUCUGGAAGCCAUCAUUUCGAUUUUCUCGCACAGCUUUCUCGUCUAUGCGUUCUGCAACCGCAGCGCGACCUCUUUCUCUAGUCUAAGUAUAUAUCGCCAGCAUGCAUCCAGUCCUGACGGGCCUGGUGCUAAAGCCACUUGCUUCAUCCAAUCUCUUGGAAGGGUCCAGACCACACAAGCGUUCCACGUAUGAGUAGUGUGCUAAGAAGCGUGUCUGUCAUCCAAUCACAUCCGAAUUGGUGUAGUGGCUAACAUUUGACGCUCUCAUUCUGGCCCGUCAAGCCCGGGGUUCGAUUCCCCGAUUCGGAGU
Messenger RNA from Microdochium trichocladiopsis, 2101 nucleotides. RefSeq names its product P-loop containing nucleoside triphosphate hydrolase protein. The transcript is spliced from 4 exons. Gene Ontology annotation, molecular function: ATP hydrolysis activity; ATP binding. Gene Ontology annotation, biological process: protein import into peroxisome matrix. The coding region runs from base 278 to 1789 and encodes 503 amino acids. The record is from RefSeq and is a predicted model, not a curated record. Gene Ontology annotation, cellular component: peroxisomal membrane; cytosol. Lineage: Eukaryota; Fungi; Ascomycota; Sordariomycetes; Xylariales; Microdochiaceae.